UGCUUUCCUGAAAGACUUGGAGUAGCUCUCCUCUGCGCGAAGCUCACCGUUUUGGGGCUUGGCAGUGAGUGAUGACUACAGCACGAGCAGCUCAAGUCUAGCUUUAGCAUUCUGGCACACACACACUGAAAAACACAGAGAGAGAGAGAGAGAGAGACAGUGGAUGUCACAAAUCAACCGUGGCAGGUACAGUUUUUCGCCUUGGAAGAAGCAGGAUAAUGCUAAUGAGUUUAAAGAAGAGAUCAGCUUCAUAUGGAUUUAUUUGUCUGAUUGUAAUCUGAUGUGAUCCUACUUGUUUUGGAAGAUCACACAUUGUUCAAGAAGAUCUGAACUGCACCUAUCCUGCUUGGACAAAAAUCGAUUUGCUGGGACUUUGCAUUCUGAAAGAACUGAUGUCAAAGUUUGUGCAUCUUGUUUUUUAUCUUUAAUCGAGAAAAAGGAAAGAAAAACAACUAAUGGCUAUCAAACAUUUUAAUUGUACCCAUUAAGAGCGCACUUAGGUAGCGCACUCACUUCGGAGCGUCAAUACAAUGCCUGGAUUACCCUUUUGACUGCCUAGUGAACCCGUGUGAAAUCACUGCGGAGGAGGUACGGCGGGGGGCCGAGCGGGUGGGAGCUGCAUUCCUCCACUGGAAUCCAACAUCCUGACUGCCGAUACAAGCCGAUCGGAUACAAACGCUAUAGGGAAAGGAGUGAAACCACCCUUCACGGUCUGGGUCAAAGGGAUUGGCAGAAGAAUGCUGGCGCCAGGUGCCCAGGGGCAGGAUGGCGUUGUGUUGGCAGAGAGCUGCGGUUGUUAGAUGGUUCCUCUUGAUGCUCCUGUGGCACUGGGCACCUCUGGGCCCACUGAGCUGGUUUCUGGCUCUGGCUGAGCGUCUGGACCAGAAGACCUCACCGUUGUCUUCCAUCUCCGGCCGGAGCAGCGGCCAGCUGGACUGGCUCCUGUCUGAUAAAGGGCCCUUCCAUCGCUGUCCAGAAUACACUGAGUUCAAAGAACGCUUCCAACAAGGCUUCUCCACACGCUACAAAAUCUACAGGGAGUUUAGUCACUGGAAAGUCAACAGCUUGGUGACAGAGAAGAGAGACUUUUUCAAAGCCCCGCUGCCUUUGGCACCCGAGUUUUUACGCAACCUCAGGCUACUGGGGAGAAGGCCGAGCCUUCAGCAGAUCCAUGAAAAUCUGAUCAAGAAAUAUGGCACUCAUUUCUUGGUAUCAGCCACAUUGGGAGGGGAGGAAUCACUCACGAUCUUCUUGGACAAACAGAAGCUGAGCAAAAAGUCAGAGGGCAACGGAAACAGUUCCGUGGUCUCCCUAGAAAUCUUGCACCAGUUGGCGGCGUCAUACUUCACAGACAGAGAGAGCACCCUACGAAGACUCCACCACCUGCAGAUCGCUACAUCUGCCAUCAAGGUAACGGAGACCAGAACGGGGCCUCUUGGAUGCAGUAACUACGACAGCCUGGAUUCCGUCAGCUCUGUCUUAGUGCACAGCCCCGAAAAUAAAAUCCAUCUAAAAGGUUUGCAGGAUGUGCUUCCUGAGUUUCUGCGGAAUCGUUUUGUGGAGGCGGCGCUCAGUUACGUGGCGUGUAAUUCAGAGGGCGAGCUACUGUGCCGCAACAAUGACUGCUGGUGCCGCUGCUCCGCAAAGUUCCCUGAUUGUAACUGCCCCUUUGCAGACAUCAAAGCUAUGGAGGAGAGUCUGCGAAAGAGCAAAGAGUCCUGGGUCAACCUCAACAAUGACUUUAUGGAGUCAGAUGAGUUCAAGGCCUUUCUCAAGAAAUUGCCAACAGAUCAUUUUUUAAACACCUCUGCCGUCUUAAAGUUCUGGACGUCAGAUCUGGUGCUGCAGAGACGUUAUGGUCUGCUGGAGGCGAGCACUAAAGUGGUGCUGGGAAAAGCCAUCAAGAUAGUGCGCAAACUCUUCGCUCUCAGCAAGCGCUGUCCUACACAGCCAAAGAUCAGCCUGCCUAGAGAAAGAACUCUGGGUUUUUGGCUCAACAAAGCCCAGUCUCUGUUGUAUUGCAGCGAGCAUGGUGUGCACGGCACCUUCUCUGAGGAACUGCAGGGCUGCAUCUGUGCCGCAGAGCAACGCGCUGUCUGCCAGGGCUCCGUGCCAUGUAGGGUGGGUGAGGGGACCCUCUGCUUGUCCUGCGCCCCGGACAACAUCACCCGCUGUGGCACAUGCCUCCCAGGCAGCAUCCUCCAUAUGGGCUUCUGCCGCCCCAACAUCGCCAACUCUUUAGACCACUACAUCAACUUUGACUUUGACAUGCCAGACGCAGAGAUGCGUUACCUUCUCCAAAGGCUCGAUAGCCGCAUGGAGGUCCAUGCCAUCUACAUAAGCAACGACGUGCGCCUGGGCAGCUGGUUCAACCCGGCGUGGAGGAAGCGCAUGCUGCUCACCCUCAAGAGCAACAAGAACAAGUCCAACCUCAUCCACAUGCUGAUGGGGAUCUCUUUCCAGAUCUGUUCCACCAAGAACAGCACGCUGGAACCCGUGCCUGCUAUCUAUGUCAACCCCUUCGGGGGCAGCCACUCCGAGAGCUGGUUUAUGCCCGUCAACCAGCAGGACUUCCCAGACUGGGAAAGAACUAAAUUGGAUGCCUCACUCCAGUGCUAUAACUGGACCCUCGCUCUUGGCAGCAAGUGGAAGUCCUUCUUCGAAACAGUGCACAUUUACCUGCGCAGUCGCAUCAUCACUGACGAUCCUGCCGUCAAUGAGACGCUUUUUUACGAGCCGCUGGACCUGGAUGACCACUCGGCCAACCUGGGCUACAUGAAAAUCAACAGUCUGAAGGUCUUUGGCUACAGCAUGCACUUUGAUCCAGAGGGGAUCAAGGACCUGAUCCUGCAGUUGGACUACCCGUACACGCAAGGAUCCCAGGAUGCGGCCUUCCUAAUGCUUCUGGAGAUGAGGGACCGCAUCAACCGGCUCUCUCCGCCGGGAGCCCAGCAGCUGGACCUCUUCUCCUGCCUGCUGAGGCACAGGCUCAAGCUUUCGUCCAGCGAGGUGGUGCGAAUACGGGAAGCACUCCAGAGUUUUAACACCAAGCUCCCCAACUCCACAGAGCCAGAACUCAGCCAGCUGUGCAGUUAGUUCAAAUGAGCCUCUGUUGUUCAUUUGUGCCUGCCAGUGAGAAUGUAUUUGUAAAUGUGAAAGAGAGAAAAAGAGAGCAAGGGAAAAUAAAUUUAUUGUCAGUGUACGUGUAAAUGUUUGUGGAUGAGAUUUUCUUUGAACCCUCUUCCUUUGGGCAGCAAUUGUAAGAAGCAGAAUUUUUGAUUGUAAC
Rhinichthys klamathensis goyatoka is the source of this 3286-nucleotide messenger RNA. It is a transcript of the gene brinp2, whose product is annotated as bone morphogenetic protein/retinoic acid inducible neural-specific 2. Gene Ontology annotation, biological process: positive regulation of neuron differentiation; negative regulation of mitotic cell cycle. The record is from RefSeq and is a predicted model, not a curated record. Lineage: Eukaryota; Metazoa; Chordata; Actinopteri; Cypriniformes; Leuciscidae. Bases 766 to 3096 code for a protein of 776 amino acids. The transcript has 8 exons.